AUGCCUGACGUCGACGAGAAACAAUCUGAAGGGUUGAGGAAAAAACGGCAGCGGUUACAUAAGGAGAUUGAGACCCUACGACAAACUUGUGCGAGCGCUGAAAAGUUUGAGGAGGCAGAGCGUGAAAUUCAGAGGAAAAGCACUAAGAAGGAUGAACUUGAGCGUGAUCUGCAUGACCUCUUGGAGAAACACAAUGAUGCGUUUGUUUCUUUGUUUGGAAAGAAAACGAAUGGACCGUGGAGCGAGCCAGUGAAUUGUUUGGUAAAGUCUGGAGAAGAGUCCAAUCGAGCAAUUGAAUAUGAUCUAAGAAAGAGCGAAAGGGAAUUAGACCGUGCUUGUCAAUGUCUAGAACAAUCGAGAGUGGAGGAAGAGCAGUUACUGAAUGAAGUCGAGCAACUAAAGAAGAAAAUAUUUGAC
Molecule: messenger RNA, 417 nt
Organism: Strongylus vulgaris
Lineage: Eukaryota; Metazoa; Nematoda; Chromadorea; Rhabditida; Strongylidae
Source: the annotation of a GenBank genome assembly